UAUUUGAAUGUGAGUGUUUGUGCGCCGCCCGCCGUCGAUCCUGAGCGCCCUAGCGCAACCUCGCACUUCAGCCGUACGCGCACUCCGCACACCGUUAUUUUAUAGCGGCGGGAGCUAGCUCAGACAUGGGAAGUGAGCACUAUUGCCUGAGGUGGAACAAUCAUCAGAGCAACUUGCUCGGCGUUUUCAGCCAACUGCUACACGACGAAAGCUUGGUGGACGUCACGCUCGCCUGUUCCGAAGGUGCCUCCAUCCGGGCUCAUAAGGUAGUACUAUCAGCGUGCUCAUCUUACUUCCGUUCGCUAUUUGUGGACCAUCCUUCACGUCAUCCAAUCGUGAUCCUCAAGGACGUGGGUUUGGAGGAGCUCCGAACGCUCGUAGACUUCAUGUACAAGGGCGAGGUUAACGUCCAAUAUUGCCAACUGCCUGCUCUCCUUAAAACUGCUGAGAGCCUACAGGUCAAAGGACUAGCUGAAAUGACUACGCUUAGCGCAGCCGGCAUUGACACGAGGAACGUUCCGGAACCGAUGGAGGAGUGCCAACAACAAGAUAUUAGGGAAUGUACAGAAUCGCAUGAAAGGUUAGACGAGCGAGACACACGCGACAAAGAAGAAAGGAGGGAAGCAAAAGAAAGUCGUGAAAUCCGUGAAAGGGAUUGUAAAGAUAUAAGAGAAGGUCAUAGAGAAUCUCGAGAAACGAGAGAUUUGGGUGGGCAUAGAGAAAGAGACAGAGAACGCGAAAGGGAACCACGAGACUUGAUACGAGAAACUCGAGAUUCGCGAGACCCGCGGGAUCAUAGAGACUCUAGAGACCAUAGAGAAUUACGAGAUGUUAAAGAUAAUAGAGAGCCUAGAGACCUGCGUGAAAUAAGGGAUGCAAGAGAUCUUCGUGAUGCUCGCGAUCAACGGGAAGCCGUUGAAGCUUCUCCACCAAGAAUAUCACCCUUACUUUCUGUAAGACGGUUUAGGCCUGAAACGUCAAUUGAAACUCCAACAUUAACGCAUCCACCUAUACCAAAAGACGAGCCGCCCGACGAACCAAUGCGACCAUCAUCACCUGAAGACGACUCCGUUUCAAUUAGGUCCAAUGGUGCGAAUGAGAACGUGGGCAUAAAUAUGAUAAUAAACAGUCAUGGUGGUUUGGGACCGCGCUACUCUCCUGUAGAACAAAGGCUCAGUGUGCUGAACACAUUACCGCAUCCUGGAUUGCCUCAUCCCUCACACAGUUCAUUGUCGAGUCCAAGAAAUGAACCUAUAGCAGGCCCCUCCGGGUUGCCUCCUGUUCAACAAGUACCUUUGUCCUUGAAAAAAGAAGCAGAUUGGGAUAGGAGUAACGAGGAGAAGAGUGUGGAGUCAGCACCGGAGUACCGGAUGCAGCAUGAAUCUGAGUACGAAGGGUCCGGUAGGGGGAGAAUUGAUGAAGGGGAGAGGGCGUACCCUUGCAUACAUUGCGGAGCGGCGUUCCCACAUCAGAGCAAACUAACCAGGCAUAUAUUGACGACACACACUCUCGACACUUUGAAGUAUCGCGACGCUUUAAUGGGCAGGCCUAUGGGAUUACCAAUGAUCGGGCAGUUUAGCGAACCGACCUAUAUGAGUAUGCCGACGGAAGAGUCGCCCCUAGAUUUAGAUAUCGGUCCAGUAGAGCCUGGUAAUGUCGUUUUAUGCAAAUUUUGUGGCAAGAGUUUUCCUGACGUAUCAUCUUUAAUAGCGCAUUUACCAGUGCACACCGGAGAUCGACCUUUUAAGUGUGAAUUUUGUGGAAAGGCGUUUAAAUUGAGGCAUCAUAUGAAGGACCAUUGUAGAGUGCACACAGGUGAGCGACCGUUUCGGUGUGUUUUGUGCGGCAAAACGUUUUCGCGGUCAACGAUAUUGAAAGCGCACGAGAAGACACAUUAUCCGAAGUACGCGAGGAAGUUCCUGUCGCCGAGUCCCGUCGACACGGAAGAGGAGAGUCCACAUCAAUGAGUAUGGGAUGGCUAUAGUGCACAAAUUUAUCAGAAUAUAUUAGCCAAUAAUGUAAGUUUUUAUUGGAAGUAGUCAAUGGUGCGAGUUGAAUGAACAAACGGAGGACAAUAUGUUAUUAGUUAAGAAUGUGAUUUAAACGCCGCAACUGUGAUCUGAAUGAUAUGAAUAAAUAUUUGAUAUUUCACUUAUAGAUAAUUGACUCACAAAAUUUGUUAGUGUAUUACGUUUUUGAGUUUUUUUUUUGUUUUAUGAUAAAGAGCGCGUUUUGAUUGAUUCCUUAAUUUUGCUUUCAUGAACUUUGUAACAUUUAGGCGCUUUUCUUACCUUACUUACCUUAGAUACUAAUGAGUAAUUUUAUUAGCAACAAUCCCUUAAUUGGCAUAGCCAAAGAUUAAUAGAGAGUAAAAUUUUUCAAAAUUAUAUUUAAGAUUAUCUAGAUCUCGUUUGCUUUGCUUUUUAUUUUAGAAGAAUAUAAGCCUAUUACUAAUUUUUUAGUGAUUUCGAUAAUAUGAACACUACGUUCGAUUAAUGUAAAUUAUUCCUUUAGAGCUGAAGUAAUCUUUGGACAUUUGCAAAUUUAUUAUAGUGUUUGUCUCAGAAUUUUUUUAUUAACCAAAAUUGAGAAAUUAACGAUGAGUGCUUUAACAUUAUUAGAGUUUAUGGAAAUCGCACUCAGGAUAGUUUGUAUGUAUAAAUUAGAAAUUUGAGGUUUUUAGUAAUUUUAUCUGUCUUUCGAAGUAAACGACGCACGCUCCCCGAGGUAAUUCAAAAGCAAUAUUACGACAUAUAAAAUGUAAAUACAUAUAGUUUGGUACCUAAUAUCGGAUUUUUAGGAAAUUUAUUAGAGUAUAAUGCUUCAGUAGGUCAUUAAAUGGGGAGGGUUGUGGAUGUGUGAUCAUGGGAAUCAAAGCUUUAAGCGCCGUUUCAGUUCGAACAGAACACUAUGCCUCUUGGUCCAAGUCCACUCGACAUAUGCUACUCCGUAACUACGGUCUUAAUAACUAGGAAUAAUUUUGCCUUUCAUUAAAAGGAUUAUGGAUGUCAGAGGCAUGGUAACCCAUGUAGAAAUUUUUUAUCUAUUUUCAUACAGAUUAACUGUCUCAUUCUUAUUUUUAUACGACGUUUCAAAUGCUAUAUGUAUUCCAUGUUAUAUUAUACAUAUAUACACAACAUUUUAUAAUAAAAAAAAUGGUAAAAGUAAAAGCAUUUGAAUGUCAUCUCACAAUUGCUGUGUUCAAGAAAUUAAACAGAGUCAAAUACAGGGAUAUUUUAUGGAUUAUAACGUUCAUUUCAGAUAGAUAACAUAUUAUUUUACACAGAUACAUGUUUAAGACGACAGUGUUCAUUAUAAAUGAAAAUUUUUGUCAUAAAUAUGUAUAAUUAAACCACGAACUGUCAUCGACGUCACAACCGAAAAAAAAUAUUACUAAAGCUUUGAUUUGUUCUUGAUUGAAUGGUGGCUCUAUUGAGCGCGGCAAAUCGUAAUGGCUUUGGGUCACGAUAAUGUGCUUUAUAGACGGUUGGAAUAGAAGUUAUUUUUGCCUAAACAUUGUUAACAUGUAAGUCAUUUCAUUCAUAAAUUAAAUUAUGUGUUAUGCCGCGCUAAUAAGCUUAGACUACGUUUGGACGACUGAUUAUUAUUUUUUAUUUAUAUUAAGUUUAACUUUGAUAUGCUGACGGUACUCUGGCUGUAUGUGUAUGUUGCAAUUUGAUCGUAGAUGAAAUUUUUUAACUACUAUUAGAAUAGGAUGUACCUUAUCAUUUCAAAUCGUGCAUAUCAUUUUAAGAAAUCGGAGCAACAUUGGUGUAAUGAAAGAUAUAGAGAAAAUAAUGAAAAAAAAAAUUGUUUUGAAUUCGUUCUAAAUUUAAAUAUUAUAGAGAAAUAUUUCUUCUUUAUCAUGUAAUAUUUGGAUUAACCCUUUAAAGUAUUAUGGUAAUUUAAGAAAUGGUCUGUGAUAUAAAGUAAGGUAUUACAUCUGGGAGUAAAAUUUCGAUCUCAGAAUUUUAGUGAUUAUUAUUUCACUGUAAGACAUAGAAAGAUGAAAGGAAAAAAACCAUAGCGUCAUUUCUCAGCUAUUAAAUAAAAAUGAUUUCGAUACAUAUAAAUAUAUCCUGAAAGUAUCAAAGUACUAAAUCUUGUAAGAAUAUUCAUUUGAACAUAUCUUGAUUUUAUUUUUGUGUUUAUGUCUACUUAUUUACAAUUAAUUUACCGAUUGUUUCUUGUAUGCAUGUGUGGGUAUCAACCAUUCUCUCGUUAUUUAAAUUUCGCCCAUAUCAUUACUCUCUGUUCUUGUUAGUUCUGCCGUCUGAGCCAGUAUAAUUUCAGGCACUAGGAAUAUAAAGUCUUAAUUCCCAUUUUUAACGAUGCACUUGAAAUUUACGCAGUGGUAUGAUCAUUUCGUCUUCCUAAAACAACUUAAAAAAAAAAACAUUUGGUCUAAAAGUAAAUAGAAAUCAUUCGAAUUUAUGACAGUUUCAAAUUGUAUUUCGAGCUUAAUUGCAGUUAAUAUUAUUUAGGCCAAAAGUAAUGAAAUUCAGCAUGAUAAUCUACAAUUACAUUCUUGGAAAAAAAUCCUUUAAUGUAUUUUCCUUUAAAGAUUUUCCGAUUCGUAACAUAUUUUGUAAAUUUUUUUUUUGAUGGUUCUUAUCAGAUCUCAUUGCUUUUAGAGUUAGGAUUCAAUGUCAUAGAGAAUAAGGCUUAAUAUUUAAAAAAAUAUAUAUAUGACAAUUUUACUUUAUGACAAUCACAUUUUUAAAUUUGACUUCGUCAAAAAAUAGUGUUGUUCGAAAAUAAUAGUUAAUAUUUAACACUUAUUCUAUUGAUUAAUAUAAUUGUCGCAGAAUAUUCGGACAAAUCGAAUCACCGCGAAAAUUCUAGAGCGUUUGCAAAACACCGGAUAUUAAGGCAAGUUUUCGCAAUCGUCUAGUUGAGACAAUGAGGAAACUUGAACACAGAUUGGCUAACAAUAAAUUUAAGAGUUGGUUUAUAAUAAAGAAUAACAAAAUACCUUUUAAUGAAGUCGUUAGCCAAUUAGCGCAUUCGUCAUGUACACAACAGCCAAUCAACGCUCAUAUAGUGAUUAUUCAUGACUUACCUACGUCGGUUUUUGCAACGAUUCUAAAAAUAGCUUGAAUGAUUGCGAAGGCCUUCCAUAGAUUUUUAUCAUCCGAUCCUUUGCAGUUGUCAUAGGAUUUUGACUGAUUAUCCUACGAAAUCCCUAAAAUUAUAACGCAUUAAAUAAGUUUUCUUGGUUAGAAUUCGGGUUUUUUCGGAAUACGGAAUUAAAAAAAAAUCUUUUAAAAAUUGGUAUGUUUAUUUACAAAAUUCAACAUUCCUUCGUCCUCGGUUUAAUAUUUCGUCAAAAAUAAAAAUGUUAGAAUAAAUUAAUGUGUAAUUGACAAUGAGUUUUAACGAAUGUUACAUAGCGAUGAGUACCGCGGCAUAUUUAAAGUGUUAUCUUAAUUAUUUCAAAAUGUUGUGGCGUACUGAAAAUUUUGUCAUUUGUAGUCUAUAGGAGGCUGUUUCGAAAGCCGCAAAAUAUAUAAUUUAGGCAUGGACUAUGCAGUAUUUGUGCGCACUUAAUUUCAUGAAUAUCAUUUAACAUAGUCUAACUGGUCAUUUUAAUACUAAAAUAAUAAAACAUUCCAAGUGGGAGGAUGGAUGUUAAAAUUUACGCCCAAAUCACUCGGAAUUCUAAGAAAAUAGAGUUUGAAUUAUUUCUAAAUUCGCUGAAGAAAUUUACGUAAAAUUUAACAUCCAUUCAUAAAUAUGUUAUAUAUUAUUGUUUAAAUAGAGGUGAUUUUUUAUAUAUAUCUGCGUACAUUUCUAUAGAGUUUACCAUGAAUUUAUUCGCUGUGAAAAUUAAUUUUGGUCUGCUGUUAAAAGGCACAUGUAAAUGCAUAUUUAGGAUAUAGAUUGGUAGAUGCGCUACUUUCCGGAGCUAGAAUGGUGGAAAAGGAGUAAAAUUAAAAAAAAAAAUUAGAAACACAUAAUGUUGCUAUUUGAAAAGCUGCACUCAUCUUAUUUUUCGGAGUCAAACGUUACCAAACUUAUAGCAAUAUGUAACCUUGAUUAAUGUUCCUCUUCUUGUUUUAAGAAAGAUUGAAUAUUUACAAUAUACAUUAUAAAUUAAUAGCAAUAAUUAAAUGGUUAGUAAAGAUGCGAUUAAACAAAGUACGAUUUUUUAUCGAAAUAGUUUUUAUAAUAGAACUGAAUGCAAUUUUAAAUGCUAUUUUUGUUUCCUAACUUUCAGAGGUACUAUUUAUUAAUGAAAUAAUAUUAUUAUUAUUAUUAUACAUAUUUCUAUGUAUUGACAUGUAUAUAGGCAGUAUGAGGUUGUUGAAGAAGAUGAUUGUUAUAUACAAUAGUAUUUAUUAUAUGGCCCCUAAGUGCAGUUAUUCAAAUUUUAACAUUCGCCAGUUGUUGCCACGUCCCUGCGAAGUUCACACGCCGUUAGCACAAAAUAAAGUAAAUAGUUAUAUACGAUAUUUAUGUGAAUUUUAUGUAGAUAUAUUUUCUCUGAGUACCUAUCAAGCAUGUAAGUCGAGAUUAGCACAAGUUGUUUAAAAAGUUUGGAUAGAUACAACUUAGAUUCAUUUUUAUAACAUAAAUUGUGACCACAGUUUUAUAUUUAGAGUGCCUCUUGCCUAUAUAAGACUUAUAUAAAGGCUGCAAAUCACGGAAUAUACAUAGUUUAUGUAGGGAAUGAAUUAUAGAGAAAUAUGUGUAAUUUUAUGGUGAAAAUUGUACGUUGCGUUAUGAUAUGUGACUUGCAACAGGUGACUUUUGUUUUAACAAUUGCGACAACAUGAGCCUUACAGUUGGACGUGUCGGGGAAUACCCGACUACGCACGUAUGCCGCAUGGCAUGGCAUACACCGUUACACCUGACUAAUGCAUACACGCGAGAUAACACCUCCGUAGUUAGCGCAUUCCAAUCUUGUGAUUUAUACAGUUAAAAUUAACCAGUGCAAAAUUAUUUUAAUGACCAAUACUAGGACAAUAGUUUUAUUUGUAUAAUCUUAGAUAAUACUGUUAAGCUUCACCGACCGGAAGGUGGAAAGCCUGAACCGCAAUGAGCGUUCAUUGGUCACUUGUGAUUAUGUUACUAUUUUUAAGUGGCAUACAUAAAUAUAUAACUUAUAUUGCAAUUUUUCUAAGUUCCUGUAGGUAUAUUGAUUAUUAUAUAUUGGUACAAUUUGUUUUAAUGAUUAUGAUUUUUUUAAUAUAAUUUAUUUAGACUAAGUUUCGUGAUUAAGAGCAUGAUAUACAUAUACAAUUUGUUUGAGUUACGACUGUUUUCGCUGGGUGACUGACCGUUCAAUGUUUCGAUAUUACAAAACGUCAGUACCCAGUUGUGGGCUUUCGUACGAAUUUUUGUAUAUUAUGCUGUAAAAUUAAUUGUAAUCAGCACAAGUUCAAAUAACGUAGGUCCACUUUAUUUAUAUUAUUAUAUAGCUUAAAUCGUUGUUACUUCAUAGAAGCGUCAGCGGUUAUUUUUCCCUUAAGCUGUUUUAUUUAACUUUCAUUGUUGACAUUUUAGAUUAGUGAAAUCUGUUUUGCCUUAUCAUUAAUAAUAGGACAUAAUGUUGUAACAGAGAGCAGUACGAUUUUGUUGAAAUAUAGUUACAGUAUAUCAUAAAGGUCGAGGAUCGAAUUGGUAUUUCGUCAAUUGAAAAUGCAACAGUACACAACUCCAUCGCUGUUGAUCAUUGUAACUUUUGAAACAAAUAUAAGCAUAUCAUAGCUGUAAAAAUACAAUUUUGACAAAUAAAAGCUCUACAAUCAUUACAGAA
Vanessa atalanta (red admiral) is the source of this 7762-nucleotide messenger RNA. Its product is annotated as protein tramtrack, beta isoform-like. Lineage: Eukaryota; Metazoa; Arthropoda; Insecta; Lepidoptera; Nymphalidae. Gene Ontology annotation, cellular component: nucleus. The record is from RefSeq and is a predicted model, not a curated record. The transcript has 8 exons. The coding region runs from base 126 to 1967 and encodes 613 amino acids. Gene Ontology annotation, molecular function: protein binding. Gene Ontology annotation, biological process: regulation of transcription by RNA polymerase II.